Desarmillaria tabescens is the source of this 591-nucleotide messenger RNA. RefSeq lists its product as uncharacterized. The coding region runs from base 1 to 591 and encodes 196 amino acids. The record is from RefSeq and is a predicted model, not a curated record. NCBI's taxonomy places the organism in Eukaryota, Fungi, Basidiomycota, Agaricomycetes, Agaricales, Physalacriaceae. The transcript is spliced from 5 exons.
AUGACCGGUGCAAUAUACACGAUGGAUCUACCACCUGUCACAAAGGAAACAAGGAUGCAAAAAGAGAAAGUGAGGUUCCUAAGCCAAACGGUACAACUCAUAGGUCUCGGGAGCAAGGGACCUUGGAACAACUCAAAUGAGGAGGACAUACCCUUUUCGCCUGACGUCAACUCGAUGGGAAUCCUAGCCAAGAUAGCACAACAAAAAUGGGUGCACACUGAGGACAAUGAGGUGGGAUACUUCAGGGGUCUGAUAGACGAAGCAGGCAAGAAAAGAUACGUGACGGUGAAGCCCCAAAUGCUCAGAAUAGGUGAUAUCAUGGAAGCCCAGUGCUCUAUGGUGUUCAUGAAGACCAACGACGGUGUCGCAAAGACCAAAUUGAUAUUGAGAGCCAUAGCGCUCGCAAACUCAGACCAUUCAUCAAAGGCGAAUGCGGAAAGAAGGAACAUGGCUAAUACACCGUCACAGUCGGUGGUGAAAAUGAAGAGGAAGAUAAGUUUUGAAGAUGAGGAAGACGACAUACAGACCACGGCAAAAAGGUUUAAUAGGAUGGAAAUGGAGGAGGAGGAAGAGAUCAUGAUGUUGACGUGA